Messenger RNA from Micropterus salmoides (largemouth bass), 961 nucleotides. It is a transcript of the gene med20, whose product is annotated as mediator complex subunit 20. The record is from RefSeq and is a predicted model, not a curated record. NCBI's taxonomy places the organism in Eukaryota, Metazoa, Chordata, Actinopteri, Centrarchiformes, Centrarchidae. Gene Ontology annotation, cellular component: mediator complex. Gene Ontology annotation, biological process: regulation of transcription by RNA polymerase II. Gene Ontology annotation, molecular function: transcription coactivator activity. The transcript is spliced from 4 exons. Bases 120 to 755 code for a protein of 211 amino acids.
AUGAAUGGUUGUUUAAAAUCUUAAAUACUCUUAAUAGAUUUAACUCUACCGGAAGACUCACUUUUCACCCGGAAGUAUUCAUCCGAAAGCCCUGAAAACAAUUGUGAAGCAAAACAUCAAUGGGGGUCACUUGUGUGUGCCAGGUGCCUGUGACGGAGGGGAAGAGUGUGCAGCAGACAGUGGAUAUCCUGCACAAGAAACUGGAGCAGCUGGGUGCUGUGAAGCAGGGCAGCUUCUGUGUCGACUGUGAGACUUACCAUGCAACAGGAAAUGUCAGCGGUCAGCCCUCCAAGCUCUUAUACGUGAUGCACAACUCUGAGACUCCCCUGAGCUGCCUGGCUCUGUUUGAAGGCGGACCCUGCCUGGUAGCCGACGCAAACUUUGACGUUCUCAUGGUGAAGCUAAAAAGUCACUUCCAAAAUGCCAAGGCGCACAAGGUGGAGUGUCGUGGCUCUAGAUACCGCUACUGUGACUUCUUGAUCAAAGUUGGUACUGUGACAAUGAGCUCCAGUGCCAGAGGGAUAUCAGUAGAGGUGGAGUACUGUCCUUGCGUGGUUCCAGGGGACUGCUGGAAUCUCACAAAAGAGUUCAUGCAGUCCUUUCUCGGCUCCAACGUCCCCGAACUGCCGUCUGUGUUUGCUGCCAAGCCUGAAGGACUCUUUGCACCGGCAGACUGUGUUGACACCAUGACUCAGUACCUGGAGUUGUUCAACAAACUUCGUAAACUGCAAAUCCCAGGAAGUAACGUGCGUUGAGUGUCAGUGGCAAUGGAGAGAUCUAUUUUUUUACGUUUGUGUCGAAGUUGCUUUAAUUCUGGUCCUGUGGAUCAGCAUGGUAUGCAGGCAGUUUUGAAACCUUGAGAUUUUUGUAUUUCCACUUCUAGAGCCUCAACAUUGCAUUAUUAAACCUUCCUAUUUGAUGAAAGCAUCUUGUAUUAAAAAAGACCUAGCGGGGAACAAUA